AUGGAGUACUGGUCAUCACGUUUGAUGUUUCUCAUUACCCUUGUACUCCUCCUUUCUCAAUCUUUAAUCGACUCAUCGACUCCUUCACCUUCUAAUAAUUUGUUGUGUCAUCCUGCCGAGAGCUCUGCUCUGCUCCAAUUCAGCAACUCCUUUAUCAUCAAUCCAAGCAUGUUCGACUUUGUAAUGAAGCCCAAGACAGUCUCUUGGAAGAAUGGCACAGAUUGUUGUUCAUGGGAUGGAGUGUCAUGUGAUCAUAUUUCAGGUCAUGUAAUUGGCCUCAACCUCAGUUCUAGCGGUCUUCAAGGCCCUCUUCACUCCAACAGCACCCUUUUCUCACUUCCCCAUCUCCAAACUUUAAUCCUUGACCACAAUAAUUUCUCUUGCUCUCCAAUUCCUCCUGAAAUUGGCAGUUUUCCCAACAUGAAAACGCUUAGUCUCUUUUUUGCCAACUUUUCUGGUUAUGUCCCUGAAGAAAUUUCUCACCUCUCUAAACUUUCUUAUCUUACCAUUUGUGGUAAUUUCGAUGAUAGUCAUCUUUUGAUGGGGCCAUUUGUCUUGAAAAAAAUGCUUCAAAACUUCACCAAUCUCAUGGAACUUAUUAUGAUUAACAUCGACAUGUCUGGUGUUGAACUAGUUAGUUCUUUCAUGAAUGUGUCUUCUUCCUUGACGACUCUUGAUCUUAGUUGGUGUGGAUUGCGAGGGAAAUUCCCAGAAUAUGUCUUUCGCUUACCAAAUCUUCAGGAGCUGGCAUUGGGAACCAAUCCAUAUUCACCUUUUAGUGGUAAUCUUACUGGUUCUCUGCCUAUGUUUAAUUGGAGUAGUCCACUCAGUUUUAAAGGAUCAUCAAACAAUGCAAUGUUGACUAACCUCACUCAAUUAGUGGAACUCAUUUCCUUAUGCAUCGAUAGCAACAAUCUUGGAGGUCAAAUCCCAUUGUUUUUUCUCAAUCUUCAGCAGUUGGCCUUUUUGGAUCUUUCUCGCAACAAUUUUGCUGGUAAGAUUCCUGAAUUUCCAAAAGCAAAUUCCUCACAAAGCCCACUACAAUUGAACUUAAGGGCCCUCUCCAUAUUUGAUAACUUGCUUAGUGAAUCAAUACCUUCCUGGAUUCCAAACUCAAUAUUUCAACAGAAAAACCUACUACACCUAGAUCUCUCACACAAUAAUUUGGAUGGUGUUUUAGAGUUAAACAAGUUUUCAAUGUUGAAAAAUCUUCAGAGUCUUGACCUUUCUUUUAACAAUUUCACCGUCUCCACACAUAAAUACACCAACAAUGAUUCAUUUCCUCAACUUUCUGAUUUGGGUUUGGCUUCAUGCAACAUUAGAGAAUUUCCAUAUUUUCUGAAAAACAUGAAAAGCUUACAAACACUACAACUUUCCCAGAAUCAAAUUCAGGGUAGGAUUCCUGAAUGGCUGUGGAACGAGGGAACAUGUUCGUUGUCUAGAUUGAACAUUUCUCACAACUUCUUAACAAGUGUACAGAAAAUUCCAUGUAAAAGCCUAGACACUGUAGAUCUUCGCUCUAACAUGAUUCAAGGGCCUCUUCCUACUGUUCCACCUUCAGUGACUAUUUUUUUCAUCUCAAACAAUGCUCUAUCUGGAUAG
This is a messenger RNA of Humulus lupulus (European hop), 1602 nucleotides long. Its product is annotated as receptor-like protein 6. Lineage: Eukaryota; Viridiplantae; Streptophyta; Magnoliopsida; Rosales; Cannabaceae. Bases 1 to 1602 code for a protein of 533 amino acids. The transcript is spliced from 3 exons. Gene Ontology annotation, molecular function: protein binding. The record is from RefSeq and is a predicted model, not a curated record.